Rubroshorea leprosula is the source of this 610-nucleotide messenger RNA. Lineage: Eukaryota; Viridiplantae; Streptophyta; Magnoliopsida; Malvales; Dipterocarpaceae. The record is from the annotation of a GenBank genome assembly.
GCUGUAGUGGGAUCACAGCAUCUUUCUAGAACUUCUUCAAAUUCUUUCUAGAUUCAUCUAGUGAUCCUCGACUUCCCAAACUAGCUCAACCCACCAGUGCCAGUUCUUCCAUAACUGCGAAUCAAACAAGCACGAAUUUAAAGCUAUUGGACAUGGAGGAGAGACUUCUCCCUGAAAGAAAAGAGAGCUUGAGGGUGAGAGUUUGGGAGGAAUCAAAGAAGAUAUGGAGGGUUGCAUUUCCUGCCAUGUUAGCUCGAGUAUCGGGCUUUGGAAUGUUUGUUGUCACUCAAGCGUUCAUCGGACACAUCAGUGAGGUUGAGCUUGCAGCCUAUGCCCUUAUACAGAUCAUCACUGUCCGAUUCGCAAAUGGAAUAUUGGUAAGGAUAUUCUCUUGUGUUGCAGUUUUUGAAAUAUGAUCCUUUUUCACCAAAUUGCACUUUUGAGAUUGUAUUUUCAACUACAUUUUUUCUAAAGCAUCUUAGAGCUUUUUCUAUAAAUAAUAAUAAAAAAAAAACAAAAAAAAAAAGGAGGAUUGAACUUGGGCUAAGAUUCUGCUUCUCUAUGUUAGUGUGAAGUUAAAUAAAGGAGAUUAUAAAAGUUCGAGGUGUCU